AUGUUGUGUAUUCCCAAGGCCAACCAUAAAAGACUUGUGGAUGAUUGCUACCCAACAUCAAAGGCUUUAGUGAACGCGGCUCCCGAAUAUAGACCCAAUGCAAAUGAGCUGGGUCGUCUUGUUUACUAUGCUCAGUGCAAACCAGCCAAGUUAUCAAAGGUCGGCCGCUUGCUCAUGACGCGUGCCAGUUCGGAAAGUCGUGCAUUCAUGACAGCGAAUACGGAGAAAAACAAGGCUCUCGUCAUGAUCACGCUCGGUGUGCUUAGGGACUUGGUUAGCUCUUGUCAAGAAGGCCAUGCGUACUUGGCGCCGGCGGUCCGUAGUAUGUUGACUGAUGCAGUGAAUGUGGCGGCGCCCACAGGCUCGGCGAUGACGUCAUGGGACAUGGAUAUAUGUGCGCGUGCAUCUUCGAUCUUUGCCAUGUAUGUGCAAAGCAUCCCAGCUGGCGAAGUCGAUACAGACGAUGCCGUUUCGAGUGCCGUGUUCCAGGGGCUUUCGGAUCUCCAGCGUCUUGGGAAGGGCCAUGCAAGCGACCAGUCGCGCAUGAUUUGGAUUGCAGGCAUCAAUGGUUUGAUUCGUUCGCCUGUGCUGAUGACGCCGUUGUUCCCGCGGUUCCUGCCGCUGAUCCUGCCGAUCGUCCUCGACACCCUGUCACCUGCUCACAUUCCUCUAUCGCAAACAGCGACACUUUCGCAAGAAAUUGACAAUGACCCGGCCCAGAGCUUGAAUUCAAUGAGCCAUUCGUCGGCGGAGCAGUCGACGCGUGCGGCACUCAAAAUGCUCUGGAGCAUCUUGCACCGCUGCGACGCCACUCAACUUCGCGCGCUUCUCACGCAGACACUCGCAUACCUGGAUGGGGAGUGCCACCGCCCAUCAACGUGGGAAGACAAUGAAUGGCCUUUGUGGAUUCUUGCCGUACUGAUCCAGUGGUCGCUUCCGUCCUCGCGCUACGUUGUGCCACAUUGUCUCGUAAAUGCUCUUACAACGCCGAAGAAAAUGUCGAAUAUCCGCGAGACGCGGUUGCUGCAGGCACUGCAUGUGAUUCUCGAAAGUAAGACUGACAUUGUUGGACUAAAUAUGACGGAGCUGCUGGAUGGCCAUGUGUUCUUCCUCCUGUCGCGUGUGCAGAAUGAUCCUUACGACGCCACAACCGUGCAGGCGACAAUCGAUGCUAUCUGUCACCUGGCCAAUUACACUGUAUACUCGGACCAGCUGGACGACUUCGUUCAGCAAAUCGCGCCCCACAUUUUGAAUGUGCUGUACGACACACAAUUAGCGGACGAGUCGAAGAAAUUCAGCAUCUGUGCUUUGUUGUCGUGUUUAGAAGCUCUUUUCCGCUCACAUCCGAAUGCACAUGUGCCGCUGCGCACGUGGGCUUCGACGGAGGCGAUUCUUGCCUCGCGAAACUCGACGGUGCGCGUGGCGUACUUGCACACACUCCUUGUUCAUUUGCGCAUUGAACAAGCGCUGUUGGAGCAGGGUCAUACUACCUAUGAGCCAGUAAACGAAUGCAUUGGUUUCCUUCAUGCUCUCGCUGCGCGAAUGUACACUCUCGCGACGCUGGGUCUUGUGGAUGAUGCCGCUACACCCACGAGUGAUGUUACUCCCUCUUUCUCCGCGACGCCUGCCGACUAUGCCAUGAUGCAUGAUAUGCUCGACACGCUCUUAAUCGUAGCGCCAGCAGCAUCGUUGCUCGCCUUCGUCCCACCCUGGCUCUCGAUGGCGCAGGUGUCGAACUCUCCGGGUGCCUUGGAACCUGUUGUUGUGAACCAGACACUAGCGAUUCGUUGGCUUGUCGGCGCGACACUGGCCCAAAUAAGCCUCGUGUGGCAAAUCCAGCCGAUCCUUGACUAUGUUCGUGUGUAUCAGCUGCCAUCCAUUGGCCGCGCCGUGCCCGAAGCUCCUACCCUCCCUGACAAGUACCAUCCUUUGAACGAUAUGCCUCCGUUCAAGCACGCAGCCUUUGCAGCCGCUUCUGAGAACGAGUGGGACCUUCCGCUCAUUAUUGAACACCUGUCUUUGCAGGUUGAACUGCAAACAUCUACGCACGCCGAUGCGCCUUCGCUACGUGCAUGGUUCUCGCGACCGUGGUCUGUGCCCGCAACCGCAGCUGAUGCUCGUACUGCCGCUCAGCCUACAAUCACUCGCUCAUCUACUUUUACAAAGGCUUUUCGUUCGGCUUCCCCCCUGACGCGUGAAAACUCGAUGGAUGUGCGUAAGCUUCGGAUGGCUCUGAUGAAUCACUCCUCCAAUGCAGGGACCAUUCCUGCAUCACUCAUGAAUGAAAAAUCAUCGCCAAUUCCCAGCACGCCUAUGCACCGGCGUCAUCAUAGCCGGAGUAUUCACACGCAUGAGGCGCAACAGAGUGUCUCGGAUGUAUUAGAUCGCUACACAUCGAAGGCCUCGCGUCGAGCUCCCUUGUCGCCCAACGUUGCUGCUGGCUCGGGUUCUCCUAGAGAAAAAGUGCCGUUGCAGACCGCAGCAGCGACCAAAGCCGCGCCAGCUCAUGGCCUAGCACCAACAAUAGCCGAGCGCGAAGCAGCUCAAUGGCUUGCGGCUCAGCGGAACACGGGUCAGACACUGGUCGUUUCUCAAUAG
This is a messenger RNA of Malassezia globosa CBS 7966, 2598 nucleotides long. RefSeq lists its product as uncharacterized. The transcript has a single exon. Gene Ontology annotation, biological process: protein localization to plasma membrane. The coding region runs from base 1 to 2598 and encodes 865 amino acids. The record is from RefSeq and is a predicted model, not a curated record. NCBI's taxonomy places the organism in Eukaryota, Fungi, Basidiomycota, Malasseziomycetes, Malasseziales, Malasseziaceae.